UGCAAGUUUUUUGCCACCGAAUUGAAAAGUCGUCUAGAUGAAUCGGCAAGAUCAAAGGAGAUCAUUGAAACAGGACAUGGCUUAGACAGGAAGAAGAAAUUCAAAUAUUUGACUUCAGAGUUAAGAUUGACAGAAGCCUUACACGAGCCCCACAUAUGUGAGAAGAUCCUGGAGUACAACGUACAUGCCGAGAGAGAAGGAAGUCUGAGAUAUGCGAAGGGAAUGAGCGAAACAAUGCAGACGUUGCAUGGCUUAGUCAACAAAGGUGUCAAGGUGGAGCUGGGAAUUCCAUAUGAAUUGUGGGAUAAGCCAUCAGCUGAGGUCUCCAAAAUGCACAGAGCUUGUUUCACAUUUGCAGAGGAGUACGAGGAGAGAAUAGAAGAAUGGUACUAUAAUUAUCAGGUCGAUAAGAACCUUCUUAAAUACCUAUGCUCUGAUCAUUACCUAAAAGACAAGGAUCAAAGUAUGUGUCUGUCUGUCUGUCUGUUUGUCUGCCGGUCUGUCUGUUUGUCUGCUUGCCUAUCUGUUUGUUUGUUAAUGUAUUUGAUGAUUUUAUUCAAUUUUUUACAAUUUUAA
Molecule: messenger RNA, 576 nt
Organism: Helobdella robusta
Lineage: Eukaryota; Metazoa; Annelida; Clitellata; Rhynchobdellida; Glossiphoniidae
Exons: 4
Source: RefSeq, a predicted model, not a curated record